AUGUUAGAGAAGUCUUAAUUUACGAUGAAUUUCAAUACUCAAUUAAAAAAUGGGAAGAAAUAGAAAUAUAUGAAAUAGUGCAAGUCUUCAGAAACUAACAGGAAUUAUUAGUCAAGCUUAAAGAAAUCAAAAUAAUAUUUGGAUAAGGAAUCUGCUAUAAUAGGGAGCUCUAAUUCUCAGCAAAGGCCAAGAAGGCUGAAGAAAAAGGUUUCAAAAUAGAAUAUCCAAAUGUCAUCAUUGUAAUCCAAAUUGUCUCUCAAAUAAGAAUUACUCAAACAUAUUAAUCAUAAGCAAGUCGAAAAGCGAAAGGUUGAUAUCACUAAUCCAGAGGACUUGAGUACUAUGCAAUAAUAAUUGUUAUCGCAAUAAAUACAAUAGUAACUAUCUCUGGAAGACACAUAAUUAAGCCUUAUGAUGUAAUAGCAACAUGAAAUCACUAUGUAAUUUAUGCCAGAUAUUGUGAGGAUUGUCAACCAUUAUAUGAACAGUUAAAAUAAUAAUAACAAAUUGAAAAUAUUGAGCUAAAAAUAAAAGAAAGAGUAAGACAGAAUUAAAAGUGAAAUAAAGGAGAUGAGAGAUAAAGAGUCUUCGACAGUCAUAAACUUGGAAUUAAAAUACUAUUAGAUUCUAAUUAUAAAUGAAGAAUAAAUGUAGUAUUUCUAAUGUUAUAAGAAGAUUUGA
Molecule: messenger RNA, 681 nt
Organism: Paramecium tetraurelia
Lineage: Eukaryota; Ciliophora; Oligohymenophorea; Peniculida; Parameciidae
Exons: 1
Source: RefSeq, a predicted model, not a curated record